This is a messenger RNA of Penicillium paradoxum, 453 nucleotides long. Its product is annotated as actin-binding ADF family protein. Gene Ontology annotation, molecular function: actin filament binding. The coding region runs from base 1 to 453 and encodes 150 amino acids. The record is from RefSeq and is a predicted model, not a curated record. NCBI's taxonomy places the organism in Eukaryota, Fungi, Ascomycota, Eurotiomycetes, Eurotiales, Aspergillaceae. Gene Ontology annotation, cellular component: actin cortical patch; actin cytoskeleton; cytoplasm. Gene Ontology annotation, biological process: actin filament severing; cell motility; actin filament depolymerization. The transcript is spliced from 5 exons.
AUGUCGAACCCGUCGGGUGUCUCUAUUGCAGAUGAAUGCAUCGAUGCAUUCAACGAGCUCCGAUCAGGACCUAAAGCCACCAAACCCAAUUUCAUCAUCUACAAGAUCUCCGACGAUAACCAGCGUAUUAUAGUCGAGGAAUCUUCUACCGAGACUGACUACAAGGUCCUAUGCCAGAAACUGACCAGUGCAGUCGACAAAGAUGGGAACCUGGCCCCGCGGUAUGCCGUCUACGACAUGGAGUAUGACCUUGGCAGCGAAGGUAAACGAUCCAAGAUCGUCUUUAUUCAUUGGGGCCCUUGUCAUGCGCCUCUCAAGCUGUGCAUGCUGUAUGCUUGUAGUAUGGCGCCGUUGAAAAGGGCUAUCGCUGUGCAGGCCUCGGUUCAUGCAGACAGUCUGGAUGAACUUGAAUGGACGGUUGUCCUGAAGGAGGUUAGUGGGGGUAAAGCAUAG